This is a messenger RNA of Mytilus californianus (California mussel), 7405 nucleotides long. RefSeq names its product glycerol-3-phosphate dehydrogenase, mitochondrial-like. Gene Ontology annotation, biological process: glycerol-3-phosphate metabolic process. Gene Ontology annotation, cellular component: glycerol-3-phosphate dehydrogenase (FAD) complex; mitochondrion. NCBI's taxonomy places the organism in Eukaryota, Metazoa, Mollusca, Bivalvia, Mytilida, Mytilidae. Gene Ontology annotation, molecular function: glycerol-3-phosphate dehydrogenase (quinone) activity; calcium ion binding. The coding region runs from base 85 to 2355 and encodes 756 amino acids. The record is from RefSeq and is a predicted model, not a curated record. The transcript has 18 exons.
UGUAAGUCAAGGUCAUGAAGAAUGCAGCAGCAGCCGACUAAUUCUUUAUAAGAGUUUGAGGCAAACCAGCAGAGAUAGGGUACAAUGAGGAACUUCCACACCAUUCUGAAAUCCUUUCAGAGGAUCUCAAAGAAAGGAUUAGUGAUUGGUGGAGGUGUUUGUUUGAUAGCCUAUGUCUACCCUAAACUUAAACGACAAAAUCAGAUUGCUGUGGUCUCAGCAGCCCCCAUGGAUACUGAUAAAAAAUAUGCCUGGUCACCACUGCCAACUAGAGAGGAUAUGCUGAAGUCCCUUGAGACAGAACAUUAUGAUGUACUAGUGAUAGGAGGAGGAGCUACAGGGACAGGCGUGGCUUUAGAUGCUACAAGUAGAGGUUUAAAAACCGCCAUGGUAGAAAAAUAUGAUUUUUCAUGUGGGACCAGUAGCAGAAGUACUAAAUUAAUACAUGGUGGAGUACGAUAUUUACAGAAAGCUGUAUUUAAUUUAGAUUUAGAGCAGUAUAGAAUGGUUAAAGAAGCUCUGACAGAGAGGGCCAAUCUGAUAGAGAUUGCUCCACAUUUAGCUUAUCCUUUUCCAAUAAUGUUACCUAUUUAUAAGUACUGGCAAAUUCCCUAUUUUUGGGCUGGUAUAAAGAUGUAUGAUUUUGUAGCCGGGAAACAAAAACUUAAAUCAAGUUACUACCUCUCAAAGAAAAAGGCAUUAGAGAAAUUCCCCAUGUUAAAGAAAGAGGCACUCAAAGGAGCAUUAGUUUAUUAUGAUGGGCAACAUGAUGAUGCUAGAAUGAACAUAGCUAUAGCCAUAUCUACUGCCAGGAUGGGAGGAUCUGUAGCUAAUUAUAUAGAGGUUCUAGAAUUACAUAAGUCAAAAGAUGAAAAUGGAAAGGAAGUAGUGUCAGGGGCUAGAGUGAAAGACAGAAUCACAGAUAGAGAGUUCAACAUUAAAGCCAAAUGUAUAAUAAAUGCAACAGGACCAUACACAGACCACAUAAGACUUAUGGGAAACAAAGAAGACAAAAAAAUCUGCCAACCAAGUCAAGGUGUACAUAUAGUACUGCCAGAUUAUUAUAGUCCAGAAGAUAUGGGUUUACUAGAUCCAUCAACCAGUGAUGGACGAGUGAUAUUUUUUCUUCCUUGGCAAAAAGUAACAUUAGCAGGAACAACUGAUGUUGCUUGUGAAGUGACAGACAAACCUUCACCAUCAGAAAAUGAGAUCCAGUUUAUAUUAUCAGAAGUUAGAAAUUAUCUACAUCAGGAUGUGGAUGUAAGAAGAGGUGAUGUGCUGUCUGCUUGGUGUGGAAUCAGACCUCUAGUGAUGGACCCCAACAAAUCAGAUACCCAAUCUAUAGCUCGCAAUCAUAUCAUAGAAAUCUCAGAAAAUAAUUUAAUAACUAUAGCAGGUGGUAAAUGGACAACCUACAGACAUAUGGCUGAAGAAACAGUAGACAAAGCCGUAGAUGUUUGCAAUCUGAAGACCACCUCAGGAUGUCGGACCAAAGGUCUAAUGUUAGAUGGUGCUCAUGGAUGGUCCCCUACAUUGUUUAUCAGACUGGUGCAAGAUUUUGGUCUUGAAAAUGAGGUAGCCAAGCAUUUAGCCAGCACAUAUGGAGAUAAAGCUUUCAAAGUUGCCAAGUUAGCUACGCUGACGGGUAAACGAUGGCCAGUGUCUGGUAAAAGAUUACAUGAAGAAUUCCCUUAUUUAGAGGCUGAAGUCAGAUAUGCAGUGAGAGAGUAUGCAUGUAGGGCUGUAGAUGUUUUAGCCAGAAGAACAAGACUAGCUUUCUGUAAUGUACAUGCUGCAGAAGAGGCCCUCCCAAGAAUCAUUGAGAUAAUGACUGAGGAAUUAAAAUGGAGUAAAGCUAGACAACAUGCAGAAAUGGAGCAUGCUAAACAAUUCUUGAGACGAGAAAUGGGAUUAGAUUUAGGUGCUGGUACUUCAAGUGUUCCUAUCAACUUUACUAAGGAUGAAAUCAAUACGUAUGUAAAGAGAUUCAAAUCUCUGGACUAUGAAAACAAAGGUUUUAUCACCGUAAAUGAUCUCAGGAGAUAUUUUAAGAAAAUUGGUGAACGUGUAACAGAAGAUCAGCUACAUGAUAUCCUGAAUGAAGUAGAUCUAAACAAAAAUGCUCAAGUAGAUAUAGGAGAAUUUCUUCAGUUGAUGUAUUGUGCAAAAGUUUGUGAGGAACUAGAGAAAUUGUGUAAGGAAGAGGGAGGAUUACAGCGUCAUCGUGAACUUUCGUUUACGUUAAUGAGUGCUUUGAAAAGUGGUAAUGUCUCUAAUUCAAGAUUUGCAAAGGCUGUUUUGAAGAGUUCAGAGUUAGAACGCAUUCCAGUGGAGAGAAGUGGAGGAGGAGUGUAGUACACAUUAUAAUUUAAAGAUCUGUCCUUGACCUUGCAGUUGUAAUAUUGUCAUCUUAUUUAUUAUACUUUACCAGUGUUAUGUCUCAUAGAAAAAGUACAAGAUUAUCGAUAGAUACGUUAAAAAAGACCUUCUUUAUGUUAACUUUGCUCAUACCCAAUAAAUGAUCUUUAUUUAGGCAAAUGUAAGAUUUUCCAUUAUAAAAAUAUUUGUGUAUUUUUGAAAAUAUUGAAAGGGAAGGUCAAUUUUCUUUCAGAAUAAGAUACAUACUAGUAAUGCUCUUAUACUUAAGGAUGUUUGCUACUCUUGAUUUUGAAAUUUUUUCUGAUAUUCAGAAUCCUCUUGUAUUAUCCAUGUAGUGCUAAUAAAAAUUUUACUCCUUAACCCCUACUUUUCUUUUAUAAUUUUAUCAUAUAUAGUUUAAAAAUCUUAUAAAAUCCUUUUUACUUUUCAUAGUUUUUAAAAGAGAAAAGGUGUCAAUGUUAAAUGUAUGAAAAAUCUAGAGAGAAUUAUUUGCCGCCAAAUUUUCAAUUAAUUAUAUCUCAAAAUCAACGACAUUGAGUUGUCAUUUUUUCCUACUUUUAAGGUCCGUUAUUAUAUACUAUCAAUAUCCUUAAAAGGUAAGGACUUGUGUAAUUGGUUAACAACUGGUUAUAUAGUACUUAUAUAUCCUGUAGUUUUUUUACACUAGAUGUUUCACAUCCUCUGAGCAGUCAAACCAAUUGAAGAUUGACAAAAAAUAUUAUAUGAUUAUUUGAAAUUGAAUUUUUGUUGCUGUUGCCAUUCUAAUAUCAAAGCAAUUAAAAUAUAUUGUGAACUCAUUUAUUUCAAGGAUUUAGAUAAAAAUAGAUUUUUUAGGGAUAAAUUAUUUAAUUGUGUUAACAAGCCAGAAGGAAAUGUGUAAUGUGUUGAACUCUUUAUUCAGUGUUCACCUCUGCAUGAAAUGCAUGAAAUUAAGUACCUCUCAAAUGAAAAUGAUAAAGAAUCUACAAUGUUGUAUUUUACAGAGUACCAGAGGUUCCCACUGCUUCUGAAUAUAUGUACUGUAUAUGUCUAUUGCGAUGAAAGGAUGUAACUUUAGCUGUAAAACCUUUUAGAAUUGGGUCCACAGUGCUCUUCAAAUUCCUUCUCUUUUUUGCUUCUUAACUUUUUUGAUUUACGCAUCAAUGAUGACUCUUUUUUUAGAUUAAACAUGCCUCUGGAUACACAAUUAUAAGCCUGGCAUCAUUUGUGAGUUUUUGUUUUUGAAACUGUAAAUUUUAAUCUGGAAUGAGAAUAUUGUUGUUUUUUUUAAUCAAUUGCACCUUUUCUUUAUUGUAUGUUUUAAUGAUUUAUUUUUAUGUGUAUGUACAAGGUGUGAUAAUGUGAUACAUAAAAUGUAUACUUAUAUAUACCCUGACUCAUAGAGAAUAUUACAUGUCCCUUUCACCUCUCUUUUAUAUUAAUAGACUUUGUCUGUUUGUUCUUCCAUUUGUUUAAAUUAAUAAACUAAUAAGUGUAAGCCUUAUGUUUGAUAUAUGGUCAAAAAUAGAAUUAGAACAUUCUAUCAAUAUUUCUGAAUGUAUUUUAUAUAAAGAAUCUUUGUUAUUUGAAUUAUACCCAAAAACACACAUAAAGCUACUAUUGAAUUAUGUCAGCCCUGAGUCAGGUUGUUCUUUAAGAUAUUUGAUUAUUCAGGAUUCAAAUAAUUAUUUACAUUAUAAAUGACGUAUUUGUGAAAUAUAUCUUAUGUUAGAUGCAUUUAAAAUAUUUGGUGCUGGAAUUAUACAAGAGAAACUUGUAAGUAGCAUUAAGUUAAGCCAGCAAAUGAUUUUUUUUGGUGAUUUAGGAUUCAGAUAACUGUUAAUUCAAUGAUAUAAAUCAGUUAAGAAUUGAACACACUCAUCUAUUCAAAAAGUUAGAUGAAUACUCAAAAAUACAACAGACAUAUUAUUCCCUAGAGUUGUUCCUCUUCCAUUGUUUUUAUGUUUAAGACACGAAACAGUAGGAGAGUAAGUAAUUAUGGAUAAGUGAUCAAUGAUAAGUUUUUCUGGUCAGGUUUGUUCCUCAGAUACUAUUAGCAAUAGGUUUUCUAUAUUUGGUGUAUGGAAUGAUUGUAAGGUGUCUGUUUUGGCAGUUUCAUCUGACCUUGACCUUAUUUUCAUGAAUCUCUGAUAAUUUAAAGUUUAUGUGAUACCUGUACUAGUACAAAAUGUAGUAGUGAAACCUUAUCGUAAAGACUUUAAACACAAAAUUCAAAUAUAAACAGUAAAGCAGGCAAGACAUUUCAGUGUGUUCACUCUUGUUAAUUUUGAUGAGCAAAAUCAUCUGCACUAUUAGAAGGUUGCAUUACAUGAAAGAUCCUUGUGUUUGUGUGCUGAGUUAUUGUUUGUUCUCUUUCUUACUAUAUUGUGUGUAUGAGAGUAUUCAUAAUAAUGUGAGUUAUUGUUUGUUCUUUCUUACUUUAUGUGUGUUUGAGAGUAUUCAGAAUAAUGUGAGUUGUUGUCUGUUCUUCAUUAAACCAAAACUUUACAAAACCAUUUAUUUAAACCAGUAUAACUGAAUUACCAUAGCUUCCAUUGUUUUUGUGUAAGCCAAUUUUAAAUGAUUAAGGAUAAAUUGUAUUUUCAUGGUUUGAACAAAUUAUGUAUACAAGCCUAGAAGAAAUUUGUGUUUUAUUAAAUAAUUAAUUUAAUUGUUCAUCUUUUAUCUCAAAUCCACAGAAACUUAAACCCCUUUUAUAAUAAUGAAUCCGCAUUUAGGAAAGUUUUAUAUUUAUGUUAAACUUUGUAGAGUCCAUCCGGGUAAUUUCGUACAGGCGUGUAAUUACCAUACAUAUUAAAUUUUGCUUGUUUUUCUGAGAAAUAAAGUGUGUUUUAAUAUUAUCUACUGAUAAUAAGAUAUGUACAACCUUGUAUGUUAAUGUUUUUAUGAUUUUCUAUCAUAGAAUAUGUACACAUUUGCCAUUUGUCGGAAAGUUUUGUUCAAGGGCGUUUUGAAAAGAUGAUCUCAUCCAAAAAGUCACCAGAUUUGUGUAAAUUCUAAGUUUGGUUAAUUUAAUGUAAGAUCUUUCUACUUUAAUCAAAAUUUAGAAAACUGAUUGAAACUGAAAGCCAGAAAUGGUUUGCAAUUGACAGAUACUUUUCCAUGUAGUAUAAGUGCAAUCAUUUCCAAUAAAACGGAGUGGUUGCACAGGAUUACCCUACAUGAUAUUUUACAUGCAAAUGUAAAGAGUCUAAUAUCGUACACGCCAUCUUUUAAAUAUGUUAAUGUUCAUUAAGUGUUAAAAAGAUUUUCUAUGUUGACUUAGCUUUAAUUUGCUUAUAUUAAUGAUUUUUGUUACAUAAUCAAAUUAAUUGCAAAAUAAAACAAACAGAAAAAAAAUACAUAAAACAACAUCAAUUCGAUAUGGGAAGAAAGAGGUCAAAAUAUGUUAUUUUUGAUUCUAUCAACCACCAGUCCGCUGCCAAUUGAUUAAUAGAGAUAGACGUUGAUGUGUUUGCAAACUAUUCCUCCUUAAUUGCGAAGGUCCUCUGUGCCCCAGUGGUCUAAGUAGUUCAUCUCAUAUAUCGCUACUAAGCCAGUCAACACUAAGGUUGUGACUUCAAACCUUGCACAUGCAUGGCAGGUGUGUUCGAAUAUUAGUUGACUAGGCUUGUCAGUUUUCCUCCCGAACAAUAAAACAUAAAAAUAUAUAUGUUAUUAAGAAAAUGUUCCAUGAAAUGCUGCUGGAACAAUUGAAGAUGAUGCUUUAAUUCAGGACUUAAAAUUAGUAAAAUCUGCUGCAGCCUCUCAGCUUACAAUGUGGGUCUUGAUUGUAAAGACUGGUUGGCUCAGAGUUAAAAUUCUUUUCUGAAUAGGUUGACAUAUCUUUCUUCGGACUGAACUAGAACGUUAAAAACCAGAUGAGUGUAUUAUAGACAGGGUCUAUAUUCAUAUCACUUGUCAAACUAAAGUCAUGCAUAUCACAUAAACCGUCAUGCUCUCGCCCUGAUGUCCAUGUAUUAUUUGCAACUAAACGUUACUGUGUGUGUGUAAAGUUACUGUCUGAAACACAAGUCUGUCAUAAUCAUAUCUAAAUUUACCCUAAUAAUUUAUUGAAGCUUUAAUACAAACAAAAAUCUUAGGACACUUGCUUUUUGGUCCUUCUUUUGCAAUUAUUGCAUAUAUACUCAAUUUUGCCAAUAUAUAAUCAAAAGUGCAGUUAAUUGAGUUAUCUUUGACUGUUUAUAAUGUUGUAUUCUGUUAUCAAAAAAUACUGUGAGGAUCUACAUCACGACAUGGAGCUGUGAUAGUGUGAAUUUAAGUAAAGAUUGAAAGACUUGAAGAUGAUCCUGGUAUUAAAUUAACUAGUCCAAGUCAUUUCCAAUUAGCAAUCCUAUUUUGAAUUUUAAUCAAUGUAUGGAAUUACACAUCAAGGUGUACGGAAAUACACGACAUCUGUACGAUAUUAGCAACAGUGACUUUUCUGUUGGAAAUGCUCAUUCUAGGUAUUUUAUGUUGAAUGGCAUGGAAAAAGUCAAACAUUAAUACUAUCUACGAAUGAUCUAGUUACCGGUUUCCUUCUAGAACAUUGUAGUAUCAAACAGGGAACCAAAUGACAUUCAUUUAGGACCAAAAGUGAACGGAAUUACCCGGACCGACUCUACCGUGUUUUCAGAAGCUGCACCUGAUGAUUUCCUAUUUCAUGUCUUAAGGUAUCAUGAAUGUUUAGCCAAACACAGUGUUCCUUAAAGUUUAUAACAAGUGAAUUUGGUUCAAAAUAUGUCCUAGACAUAUCAAAAAAAAAGCUGAUUUUUUAAUAGAUAUUGCUAAAACAUUUCGAACUGUAACUCAUAACUUAGACCAUAAUUAUAUACUGUAAAAUAAUAAAAGUUUAACAAUGUGAACUGUUGGAUUGACCUUUUAAAAGAACACAUCUUUUUACUAAAGUGGUUAUACUAUCUUUAUAAAAUGACUACACACCAUAAAUGAUAUCUGUCAUAUUUGUUAUUUAAUGAUAUGUUGAUGUAGUUUACUGUUCUUUUUAUACACAAAUUUUAUGUUAAUAAAUUAUUAUUUUAGUAGAAAA